UUGUAAGGUAGGUUGCAGUGUGUGUAUAUACACAACAUCAAGAGCAGGAAAAUGGACUCAUUAGGGAGGCAGGCAGUCAUUACCACUCACACUGUACUUCCAGGGAGACACCGAUUAUGAGAAGAGAAACUCAGCGCUGGGGAAGAAGAUAAAUGAGUGGAGUGUUUGAAGUGCCCUUUGAGACUCUGAAGCUGAAGAGUAUCUGAUACAUUGCAAGUCUGUUUGUGCCUCACCCUGCACAGACUGCCUGAAGUUACAUUCUGAGACUGAAAUCACUGCACCUUAUAAACAAAAGAUUGAGCGGCACUGUGUCCCUACUUUUACCAUCAACAAUUGAAUAUUUUACUAAGAUUGCUGCCUGUUCCUUGACCAUCAGUCUUUUGCCUGUUCCUGCUCUUUAUAUGCAGACGCUCUCUGUCCCCUGCCCCAAUGAACAUCUGCACUAGGCCCAAACCUUGGAGUGACUUACCUGAAGAGUAACACCAUUUGUCUGAAAUCUGUUAAAGUAUAAUUGAGAGGAAAAGUGUGAAAGAAAUGCAAAGGGGAAACAAUAGAUGAGGAAACUGACGCCCAGAGAGGUGAAGUGAGGUGCCCAAAGCCACACAGCAAGUUGCAGGCACAGCUAGUACCGUAGCUCAAGUCUCCUGACUCCCAGUCCAUUGCUCUUCCCAUUACUCCACGGGCCUGUCUCUAAGCUUCCCGACAAAUGCUAGAACGGAAGAAACCCAAGACAGCUGAAAACCAGAAGGCAUCUGAGGAGAAUGAGAUUACUCAGCCGGGUGGAUCCAGCGCCAAGCCGGGCCUUCCCUGCCUGAACUUUGAAGCUGUUUUGUCUCCAGACCCAGCCCUCAUCCACUCAACACAUUCACUGACAAACUCUCACGCUCACACCGGGUCGUCUGACUGUGACAUCAGUUGCAAGGGGAUGACCGAGCGCAUUCACAGCAUCAACCUUCACAACUUCAGCAAUUCCGUGCUCGAGACCCUCAACGAGCAGCGCAACCGUGGCCACUUCUGUGACGUGACGGUUCGCAUCCACGGGAGCAUGCUGCGCGCACACCGCUGCGUGCUGGCGGCCGGCAGCCCCUUCUUCCAAGACAAGCUGCUGCUGGGCUACAGUGACAUCGAAAUCCCAUCGGUGGUGUCAGUACAGUCGGUGCAAAAGCUCAUUGACUUCAUGUACAGCGGUGUGCUGCGAGUCUCACAGUCGGAAGCUCUGCAGAUCCUCACCGCUGCCAGCAUCCUGCAGAUCAAAACAGUCAUAGAUGAGUGCACACGCAUCGUGUCUCAAAAUGUGGGCGAUGUGUUCCCCGGCAUCCAAGAUUCUGGCCAGGACACACCAAGAGGCACACCAGAGUCAGGCACAUCUGGCCAGAGCAGUGACACGGAAUCAGGCUACCUGCAGAGCCAUCCACAACACAGUGUGGACAGAAUCUACUCGGCACUGUACGCUUGCUCCAUGCAGAAUGGCAGCGGCGAGCGCUCCUUCUACAGCGGUGCAGUGGUCAGCCACCACGAAACUGCACUCGGCCUGCCCCGUGACCACCACAUAGAAGAUCCCAGCUGGAUCACACGCAUCCAUGAGCGCUCGCAGCAGAUGGAGCGCUACCUGUCCACCACCCCUGAGACCACACACUGCCGCAAGCAGCCCCGGCCCGUGCGCAUCCAGACUCUGGUGGGCAACAUCCACAUCAAGCAGGAAAUGGAAGAUGACUAUGACUACUAUGGGCAGCAAAGGGUGCAGAUCCUAGAGCGCAAUGAAUCUGAGGAGUGCACGGAAGACACUGACCAGGCCGAGGGCACCGAGAGCGAGCCCAAAGGUGAAAGCUUUGAUUCCGGGGUCAGCUCCUCUAUUGGCACUGAACCUGACUCAGUGGAGCAACAGUUUGGGGCGGGAGCCACAAGGGACGGUCAGGCGGAACCCGCCCAACCUGAGCAGGCAGCAGAAGCUCCAACUGAGGGCAGUGUCCAGCCAAACCAGCUAGAAACAGGUGCCUCCUCUCCAGAGAGAAGCAACGAGGUGGAGAUGGACAGCACAGUGAUCACUGUCAGUAACAGCUCCGAUAAGGGCGUCCUGCAGCAGCCUUCAGUCAACACAUCCAUUGGGCAACCAUUGCCAAGUACCCAGCUCUAUUUACGCCAGACAGAAACGCUCACCAGCAACCUGAGGAUGCCUCUGACCUUGACCAGCAACACACAGGUCAUUGGCACAGCUGGCAACACCUACCUGCCAGCCCUCUUCACUACCCAGCCCGCGGGCAGUGGCCCCAAGCCUUUUCUCUUCAGCCUGCCACAGCCCCUGACAGGCCAGCAGACCCAGUUUGUGACAGUGUCCCAGCCCGGCCUGUCCACCUUUACUGCACAGCUGCCAGCGCCACAGCCCCUGGCUUCAUCUGCCGGCCACAGCACAGCCAGCGGGCAAGGUGAAAAAAAGCCUUAUGAGUGCACUCUCUGCAACAAGACGUUCACAGCCAAGCAGAACUACGUCAAGCACAUGUUCGUCCAUACAGGUGAGAAGCCCCAUCAGUGCAGCAUCUGUUGGCGCUCCUUCUCCUUGAAGGAUUACCUUAUCAAGCACAUGGUGACGCACACAGGAGUGAGAGCCUACCAAUGCAGUAUCUGCAACAAGCGCUUCACCCAGAAGAGCUCCCUCAAUGUGCACAUGCGCCUGCACCGCGGGGAGAAGUCCUACGAGUGCUACAUCUGCAAGAAGAAGUUCUCCCACAAGACCCUGCUGGAGCGACACGUGGCCCUGCACAGUGCCAGCAACGGGACCCCUCCGGCAGGCACGCCCCCAGGUGCCCGCGCAGGCCCACCAGGCGUGGUGGCCUGCACGGAGGGGACCACUUAUGUCUGCUCCGUCUGCCCAGCAAAGUUUGACCAAAUCGAGCAGUUCAACGACCACAUGAGGAUGCAUGUGUCUGACGGAUAAGUAGUACCUUUCUCUCUUUCUUAUGAACCAAACGAAACAACAACAAAAGAAACAAACAAACAAACAAAAAGCUAUGGCACUAGAAUUUAAGAAAUGUUUUGGUUUCAUUUUUACUUUCUGUUUUUGUUUUUGUUCCGUUUCAUUUUGUACUCCACGAAGAACUGUAUUUUGCCUGCUGGUACAUUACAUUUCCGGAGGCUCGGGCAAAUAAGACUUUUCCCAGUCUCCCUUGGAUGGUGGCCUUAAGGCCUGGUAGUGCUUCAAGAGCUCCACUGGUUGGAUCUCUAGCUACUGGCCUCUAAAUACAACCCUUCUUUACAAAAAAACAAAACAAAACAAAAAACAAAACAAAACAAAAACAAAAAAAGCAAAAAACCACACACAAAAAAAAUGCAAAACAAAAAAAUCUUUUAAAAAAGUUAAAAAAAAGUUUUUAAAAAAAAAAGACAAAGUUGUUUUUCCACUCGUGAAGAGCACUACAAAGUCUAUAAGGAGAUGUAAAGGCCUGCUGUCUGUAAGUACACCGCUCACAGUGUUUCAGUGGAAUUUCACAGUUCUGGCCACUUGGACUUCAUAGUAACCAGUUAAAACUGUAAUAUCGCUUCUGCUGAGAACCCAGAAAAGGCCCUGCUGUUUCCACCUACCACUUAUUAAAGGGCUGUGGGAUGGGAGGGGGGCAGUGAGCCCAGUGGUGUGGGGAAAAAGUGGCAUGGCAGGCUUCUCCCCCAAUUCUGCCCAGUCCACACACCCUGGCCCACCUCCGCCACAUCCCCCGCCCCUUUCAGCAGAAGCCAGAAGACUUGGACAAGCAACAGUGGCUAUCGUAUUUAUUCAGUGUCUUCGCUGAGCCUCAGCCUCAGCGCAAUCAGGAGGGACUUUCACGAAAGGCAGGAAUGCAGAGAAAAUGGUAACAGAUUCGCACCUAUGUUUCUAGGUACAAGAGAAGGAUUAUUUCCAACAACCUUUGCAAAAAAAAAAAAAAAGUGUCAGGAUAUAUUCUUGUGGAAGAGAAAAAGAAAGAGAGAUGGAGGGUGGGGGGAACAAUAAAAGUUCUUGAGGCUUUUUUAAUUCAAAAUUUUAUAGAGGGGCAAAAGUGAUGUUUACCAGAUAGAAUGCUGAUUUUUUUAAUAUAUUUACAACAGUAUUUGUGUAAAAAAAAAACAAAAAAGUGAGAUUGUUAAAAGUAAUUUUUUUUCUCAUUUUGGUUUUGCAUACACUGCCACCAAUCCCUUCUCAUUUACUUUGUCUCACACACACACAUAUAUAUAUAUAUAUUUUUUUGGUAAGUCAAGACUGUUAAGGUUAGCGAUACUGCUUCCAGAUAGAAAGAAUUAAAGGCAACUAAAGUUAUAUUUGAAAGAGAGGAAGGAUAUUUUCUUCAUAUUUUUUCUUAAGUUUUUUAUUAUUUUAAGUAUUGCCUGGGUUGCUGAGGGCCUCAGAGGCCCGCCCACCCCUGCUGUAAUUUCAACUGCUGCUGUGUUUUGCUGUGUAGAUCUUUGACUUCUGGCUUAAGUUGCUCCACUGAAUACCCUUCCAUUGACCCAUCUAGAAUCCUGCCCUUUCUCCUGGGAGGGACGUGAUCCUUUAGCAGAUUUCUUACUUCUCCAAAAUUUUCACUGAGCUCUUCGGAUACUAGAAUUUCUUUGCUUUUAUUUCUUUGAUGAAACACUAGUAGUCUAGAGAUCUUGACAGAGGGGGGUUGUUUCGUUUCUGGUCAGCCAGGAGCACUCCACAAAGUUCUCCCCUCCCACUGUGUGAACAUCACUAUGAGAAGCCUGUUACAGACCACAAUGCGUGGAUGCCAAAACUCUUUCUUCCUUUCAGAUGUCAUCCCUAGACUCUUUCCACCAUGGCUAAGAGGGCUAAAAGAUGAUCUCUCUAGCUGAUUAUUAACCCUUGCUUUUUGGAAAUUAACAAUUUCCCAAGCUAACAUCCAGUGAAAACUGGCCCUGAAUCUCUGGUGUCAUCCCAGAUACCACUCUUUCUAGUUGGGAUUUCUCUCUUUUGUCUUGAUCAAGAAAUCAUAAGAUUUUGCAAUUAUAUACAGUAUCUUGAAGGAAUUCCAGCUCAGAAAUAUAACUUUUAAACCUAGCUAAUACUCACAAAGUAGUUUCAUGACUGGGCAUGUUUUAGCAUACUUAAAAGGAAAAGUAAAUAUUUCAAUAAUGCAGAAACACCAAACUACAUUUUUAAAAAUAAGAAAAGAGGGUAUUUUUGUUUCUAAAUUAGUCUACAUUUUAAUUUAACUUUCCUCCUAAUUUUCCUGUUAGCAUUUUAUUUACCAAAAAAAAAAAAAAAUGCAGCAAACUAGGGAAAAUCUUCCAAGGCAAGCAACUCUAUACUGACUACAUUGGUUUUAUUCAUCCAUUCUAGACAAUUGGCUACAUUAGAUCUUUUCCGGAUGUUCUUUGUGAUGUUUCGUAGUUUGUACAACUGGAGUGUCUGUGCAGUCUGAGUCGUCUUAGGGUGCUUCAGUCAGUGGAUAUUUUGCUAGGAGUUGUAAUGGAGAUUUGGAUGGUUAGCUGACUACUGGGGAUCACUCAGCGUGAUUUCUAAGAGGACAACCAAGAACAUGUGUGGCCUGCUUUAAAAAUGAGCUUCAGAAAUGCAGAGGCCCUCUCCACCCCACCCACCUGCUGGUUUUGCUGUUGAAAGGGUCAGUAGUGACCCUUGCCACCUUACCACCAAUAGAGGGAGCAUUAAGUAACUACAUCAUAGAAUCAUUUUGAUAUUUUGAAAAUAACCCAUUAGAAAAAAAAAUGACGUUGUGAUAAUUUUUCUUAAUCUGGAGGAAAAACGACAUAAAAUCACUCAUUGUAUAAAACAAAUGAGAAAAGGUCAAACCUAGUUUUAGUUAUUUUCAUUGUUGUCAGGGGUACAUUUUAAAUAGUGUCUCUGUUCAGUGCUUAACAAAGCAGGCAGAAUUCAUAUUGUUUCUGGUAAAACUAUAUUGAGUGCCAUUGGGCUUCCCCAUCCUCUCCUUAAAUCUGAAAAGACCCAUUUGCCUUAAUGCUGUUUUGCCACCGUCAGAAGCUAAGAGACUGCGUUAAAAAUCCCAUGUUUGUUGUAGGGCAUGUAAGAAAAAGAACAGGCGACUGGAAGCCCUGAUACACAGCCUUUCCUUAAUAAGGGAAUAUCUCCUUUAAAGAGGGCGGGAAGACCCCUAAAGAAUUCUCGGUAAGGUCCUCCUCCCUAGGCUCAUUCCUACUGUAUUUUUUUUUCUCCCAAACAUCUCACAGCCUAAAAUAUUUGACCUUGUUCUCUAGAACUGGGAGGACACUAAACUGGCUCUCAAGCAAAGACACAUCUACAGGUCCAGUGCUACAUAUUCAGCCUCUAAAGGGUGGCCCUUCCCGCUAACCGACAGUUCAGGAGAUGAGCCUGUCUGCACCUCCUCCAGGAGAUGCAGGUGCCUGAUUGUCCAUGCGCCAUCCCUGACUUACAGCCACAAGUGGGGGGGGGGGGGGGGACUCAGUUAUUGGUUUCCAGUCCUGCAGUUUCUAUGAUGGAUGCUGUCAGUGCUUUUAAAACUAGAAAAGAAAGAAAGGUCUUUGUAGUAUUCAGGAAAACAUACAGAGAGAGAGGGAAGCAGAUGUUCCAGACUGGAGGCCUAAGGGGAAGUUUGAGGAACGAGAGCCGGUACGCAAAAGCACACUAGUAGAAUUUUUUAAACAGAAUUUGAUAAAGAGUCUGAGGAAUAUUUGUCUCAACACGUUUAUAUAGAAAUUAUGAAAAAUAAAAUUCCCUAGCAUUAAAAAUAUCAAUAGUGUCUCAGCAUGGUGGGUCGUGUUUCCUAUAUUAAAUACCAACAUUUGUACAAAAAAGAGCUCCUAACUCUAAAAUAUACCCCCCAAAAGACAAUAAUAAUGGAUGUUCAGUUCUACAAUUAAAAGCAAAGAAUUGAGAAAAACUCUCCCCUCUCCAGUAAUCUAAAAUGAAAAUCUAUAUCAAAGUAUUUUCAUUGUAAAUUUGCCCUCACAGUCAUUUUGCAGGCUUUCCCAUCCCAGUUCUGUUUGCCAGGAAUGAGGGUAGUAAGUAACCCUGACUACUGCCUCGUAUCCUGGCAUUCCUUCCUCCCCGUAUCUAGUAGAUCCCAGGGGCCUUGGCCUUAGAAAGACGUGGGUUUGCCUUCUUUCUCUAAUAAUCAGAGAGCUUUAUCUUACACCGUGAUAUCAUGUAAGAACCAAGAAAACCCUUUCCAGCCCAUGAACAGGGAUAGUUUGGUAUCUGAGGCUAAAGAGUGAAGGUUUCCUCUGGGCGAGCUGUUCCAUGCCAGUCUUCCUGUCCUGAUCUGUCUCCAUGUGCUUCCAUCUCACACAGUGGUGUGUGUCCUGCCCGUGCCCCAAAGCAGUGUUUUCUUUCUGCAAAGAAGUUAGAAGGGAAGCGCUGCCUCCUAAAACCUUUCAGGUCCCCAGGAAAACACAGUCCAGUUCCUUGUUGCUUUCCCAUUGCGGUCCUCUAAGAUAUCCCAACACCUUUGCCCUGAGCAAUGAUGGAAGUGAGAUGGCCUGGCCAGGAUGCAUGGCAGAUCUGCCCCUCCUGAGCCUUCCCCAGUGCUGCCGAUGGGGUCGUUUAAUUAGUUAGGGCUGGCCAUGGGGGGUAUAUGACCCCCCCCACAUCAGGUUGGCUCUGCUGUGGCCGGUGUGGCAGCUGCAGCGGAGUGAACACAAAGGUGUAGCCAGGAGCGGACAGGACGCGCCCUGUGGGGAGAGAACAGGGUGGGAGGGGCCUUUUCUGCUGUGACUUGACUCUUAAAGAAACCCUCCAAAAUGAAUUCUUUAAUUUAGUAAUGAGUUGAAGUCCAGGGUAAUGGAAGCUCUGGGGAAGAGAACAAAAGAAUUGCACAAUGUAUUCAGUACCCAACAAUACCAAACCAGAAAACAUCCAAUCACAAAGCUAGCAAGUUUGGCAAGAGGUACUUAGGGAAACCUCCAGCCUUUUCCAUGGGUAGGGUCCGCAGACUUUCUUUUGAGUGAUUUCUGGCUCGAAGAAACCUCUUUACUCACUAGAAAAGAACUUUUAUUUAAAUGACCAAUUU
Arvicola amphibius (Eurasian water vole) is the source of this 7970-nucleotide messenger RNA. It is a transcript of the gene Zbtb20, whose product is annotated as zinc finger and BTB domain containing 20. Gene Ontology annotation, molecular function: RNA polymerase II cis-regulatory region sequence-specific DNA binding; protein binding; DNA-binding transcription factor activity, RNA polymerase II-specific. Gene Ontology annotation, biological process: regulation of transcription by RNA polymerase II. Lineage: Eukaryota; Metazoa; Chordata; Mammalia; Rodentia; Cricetidae. The transcript has 12 exons. Bases 707 to 2932 code for a protein of 741 amino acids. The record is from RefSeq and is a predicted model, not a curated record.